Molecule: messenger RNA, 1830 nt
Organism: Penicillium griseofulvum
Lineage: Eukaryota; Fungi; Ascomycota; Eurotiomycetes; Eurotiales; Aspergillaceae
Product: NACHT nucleoside triphosphatase
Exons: 4
Coding region: 1-1830 (609 amino acids)
Molecular function (GO): protein binding
Source: RefSeq, a predicted model, not a curated record
AUGGCAUAUACGACAUCAUAUGACGGGACAAACUCUGGGCUCCAAGUUGGGCAGAACCUUGGUCAUAUUACUACUCAAUUCCUACAAUCGGAAGCUUCAUUGAAUCAAGCGUGCCUACGGGAUCUGCGAACGACCAAUCCUCACCAUGACAAAGAUCGUAUCCAGAACACCAACGGAGGGCUGCUCAAAGACUCAUACUGCUGGAUUUUCGACAGCGAGGAGUUUCAACAAUGGCAAGACAAUCAGAGCAACUGUCUCCUCUGGAUCAGAGGCGAUCCGGGCAAAGGCAAGACAAUGCUCCUCUGCGGUGUUAUCGAGGAGCUAACACAGUCGUUUGGGGGCACUGCGAAUGUUUCGUUCUUCUUUUGCCAAGCAACCGACGUGCGAAUCAAUAAUGCCACAGCUGUUCUCCGUGGCUUAAUAUAUUCGCUUGUUAAAAAGCAGCCAUCCCUUCUCUCCCAUGUAAAGAGUCAAUAUGACCACGCAGGAAAAGCAUUGUUCGAGGAUAUAAACGCAUGGGAUGCUCUCUCGAGGAUCUUCACGGAUAUCCUGAAAGACCCGACCUUACAGAGCACCUAUUUGAUUAUCAACGCGCUGGACGAAUGCACAACAGGCCUGACUUCCCUUUUCCACUUGAUUACUCACAUAUUGUCUGUUUACCCACAGGUAAAGUGGAUUGUCUCGAGCCGCAACUGGCCUGAUAUCGAAGAGCGUCUUGACACUACCCACACUGCUCCGAUCUCAUUAGAGCUAAAUGAAGUUUCUGUAUCCGAAUCAGUGAGCAGAUUCAUUCAACAUAGGGUUCACCAUUUGGCGAAAGUUAAAAAAUAUAGCGAUGAUACUCGCCAUACGAUCUGCCGUCACUUGUCAUCAAACUCGCAAGGCACUUUCCUUUGGAUCGCUUUAGUCUGUCAAGAACUUGAUAGAACAUCGCGGAGGCACGCCCUUAAGAAGCUGGAGGCGUUCCCUCCUGGACUGGAUGCCUUGUACGACCGGAUGAUAGAUCAGGUUCGCAGCUCGGAAGAUGCCGAGCCCUGCAAGCGAAUACUGGCUGUCAUGUCCAUAGUAUAUCGGCCUGUCGCAUUCGACGAACUGGCCUCUCUUAUUGAACUACCUGACGAUCUCUCUCAUGACUCUGAGACCCUAUCAGAGGUUAUCGCGACUUGUGGCUCGUUUCUGACUUUUCCUGGAUUCCCGAUAGACAAAGUCAUAACACCCAGUCCGAAUCCAUUAGCAGCCGCAAAAUAUGCGUGUAUUUAUUGGAUAGACCACCUCGAAGCUGGCACGCGCAACGAAAGUUAUGGUCUUAUACUUAAUGAGAGGGUUCGCGUGGAUGCAUUUCUGCAGCAGAAGUACCUUCACUGGCUUGAAGCUCUUAGCGUUCUAGGAAGCGUGUCAUAUGCUAUCCAAGGCAUGAAAAAGCUUGAGAUGGUACUCCAAGAGAAGGACGAUUCAGAAACAAUAAUUCGUCGCGCUGAAGACGCCCUCAGGUUCAUUCGAUAUCACAGAACAGCAAUUGAAAGCACCCCUCUACAGGUUUACUGUUCACCUCUCAUCUUCAGCCCAGCCGAAAGCUUCACGAGAACAUGUUAUCAAAAGGAAAGACCAGACUGGGUUUUGAAUGAUCCAGUAGUUGAGAAAUGUUGGGGUCUGUGUCUCCAAACUCUGGAGGGGCAUACAGGUCCGGUCUUUUCGAUUGCCUGGUCUCAAGAUGGAAGCCGAUUGGCAUCAGCAUCUAUUGAUAAGACGAUUAGGAUCUGGGAUCCGACCUCCGGUCAGAGCGUGUCAACUCUAGAGAGGCAUGCUGAGCCAGUCAGCUCAAUUUCCUAG